Messenger RNA from Harpegnathos saltator (Jerdon's jumping ant), 1997 nucleotides. It is a transcript of the gene uri, whose product is annotated as unconventional prefoldin RPB5 interactor. Bases 134 to 1927 code for a protein of 597 amino acids. The transcript is spliced from 8 exons. NCBI's taxonomy places the organism in Eukaryota, Metazoa, Arthropoda, Insecta, Hymenoptera, Formicidae. The record is from RefSeq and is a predicted model, not a curated record. Gene Ontology annotation, molecular function: chromatin binding; transcription corepressor activity; phosphatase inhibitor activity. Gene Ontology annotation, biological process: negative regulation of phosphatase activity; negative regulation of transcription by RNA polymerase II.
CGUUUACGUUUCCUCACCAUUUCCACCACGCCGCGCAUGUGUGUAAAGCGCUCUCGUCUCACAACUUUUCGAAACGAACCUCAAACAUUUCACUGCACAUACUUUUAGGAAUAGGAUCUUUCUUUCGAAUAAAAUGGAUAAUACAGAAGACGCAGAAAUAAAAUCUGAAAUUGGACAAAUUCAAAACUAUCAAGAGAUAUCAACUAUGAAGCAUCAACUACUAAACAAUAUUCUUAAAGAAAAAAUUGAACAGAAUAAGAAAGAAAUAAAAACAUGGACUGAAUUCAAGAACAGACAUAAGAAGGUAAUAGAAGGCCUUCAAGAAUUUCCAUUGUCUGUUUCGGAGAAUUGCAUGGUACCGAUCAGCAGGCUAGCAUUCAUGAAAGGAAAAUUGAUUCAUACCAAUGAAGUUUUAGCUUGUCUAGGAGAUGGCUACUUUGUAAAAUAUAGUGCAUCACAAGCGAUUGCAUUAUGCAACAGAAGAAUAUCAUUUGCUGAAGAUAUAUUGAAACGUUUAGAAGAUGAGAGAAAUUUAUAUGAGACAAGACAAAUUUUAUUGACAGAAGAACUCUUUGAUGAGCAGGAUAAGAAAGAUGUCUUUGAACAUUGGGAUGAGGACAAACUUGAUGAAUGGAGAAUACAACAUAGACAGCGUGAGAAGGAAUAUCGUCAGAAAUUGGUAAAAUUGAAAGAAAAAGAAGAGACUAGAGAGAGCAUACGUACUGAAGAAGAUCUUUUUAAAAGACUUGAUGAGCUGGAAUUGGAAGAGGAACUAGAAGAUGAAAUGAACAGAUUGGAAGAGGAAAGAAGAAGAUUUUAUGGUGAUGAUUUAGAAGAAGGCGAAGUUUAUGAUGAGUCUGAGAAGGACGAAGAUUCUUCUGAUUUUGAACAAAUUAUAGUAGAUAUGCUUCAAGAGCAGCCUGAAAAAUAUAAAUAUAUUCAAGCUGAUAAAGUCACGAAUGAUAUAUCAGACGUAUCGAGCUCUAGUGACACAACUCAGAAUGAAACACUUAAUAUAAAUAUAAACAGGAGCAUAUAUACUGGAGAAGAUCUUUUUAAAAGACUUGAUAAGCUGGAAUUGGAAGAGGGACUAGAAGAUAAAACAAACAGUUUGGAAGAGGAAAGAAGAAGAUUUUAUGGUGAUGAUUUAGAAAAAGGCAAAGUUUGUGAUGAGUCUGAGAAGGAAGACGAUUCGUUUGAUUCUGAACAAAUUAAAAUAUAUAUGCUCCAAGAGCAGCCUGAAAAAUACAAAUAUAUUCAAGCUAAUAAAGUCACGAAUGAUACGUCAGACGUACCGAGCUCUAGUGACACGACUCAGGAUGAAACACUUAAUAUAAAUUCUGCAGAAAACGAACAAUCCAAUCACAUUGUAAAUUUUAUUCAAGAGGAACCAAAGGAAAAUUCCUCGACUGAAUCGGGAGAUAUAUCUGAAACCGCAAAUGUAGAACAAAAGAAAAGAGUUUCUUUUGUGGAACCGUGCGAUCAAGAUAAUGUAGAUGAUGAAUCAUCAAUAUUUGAGGUACUCAGUUCUGUGGAACAAGAUAACAGUUAUAGUGAUGAAAACGAUGAUGUUGACAAAAUUGAGUUUUCACAUUCGUCCCAUACCCCGAAUAUAUCUGAAUCAAGUAAUACAGAAAUUCAGAGUCCAGCAGACAUUUAUAAAAUAUUUAGCACACCUAUAAAGCCUAUUUUAAAGAGAUCUCCGAAUGAUAUGUUACCUAAUCAAAUAGUGCCUCCUUUACAAGAAGACAGCAGUACAGAUACAGAUAACGAAUGUUAUAGUAUCAAACCUUCUGCAUAUAGUUCUGUAAUCAAAGAUAUUCAGGAGAGUAAAGCGACUACAACUUUAAACAAUAUAGUAGAAAAGAAAAACAAUAGAAAAGUAAUGAGCAGAUUUAAAAUGGAACGAGUUGGAAAUGUACAAUAAUAUAUGUACAUUUAUCUAUUGUAAAUUAUACUAAAUAACGCUUCAAUAAAUAUAUCCUAAGACUUUUUAA